Molecule: messenger RNA, 435 nt
Organism: Penicillium arizonense
Lineage: Eukaryota; Fungi; Ascomycota; Eurotiomycetes; Eurotiales; Aspergillaceae
Gene: tpcL
Product: anthrone oxygenase tpcL
Exons: 1
Coding region: 1-435 (144 amino acids)
Source: RefSeq, a predicted model, not a curated record
AUGGUCUGCCUGUCGGGUGUAGUAAUUCCUGUCUUUCUUGACACAGACACGGAUUCCGCCCACCUCCUUCGUCAAUGGGUUCGCGUCUACCAUUACGGCCAUAUCUACAUGCCAGCUUUGUGCGUCGGCACAUUUGGUCUCUAUCAGUAUACCGCGCUACAGAACUAUCGCAAUAAUGGGAAUUGGCUACUUUACGCCGUGGCUGGGGUAACAACGAUCGCUAUGGUGCCGUUCACGUGGGUUUUCAUGGCGCCCACAAACAAUGUUCUUUUUGGGUUGGAUAAAUCGGCAACAGAAUCAAUGGCAGUGGAAACCCUGAUUUCCGUGCAGGACAUUAUUGUGAAAUGGUCAUGGUUGCAUAUCGUCCGCUCCCUUUUUCCGCUUGUCGGUGUCCUGCUUGGCUUUCGAGGGAUUUUGCGGGAGCUCGGUCUAUAA